Messenger RNA from Hibiscus syriacus, 2082 nucleotides. RefSeq lists its product as uncharacterized. Lineage: Eukaryota; Viridiplantae; Streptophyta; Magnoliopsida; Malvales; Malvaceae. The record is from RefSeq and is a predicted model, not a curated record. Gene Ontology annotation, molecular function: protein binding. The transcript has 3 exons. The coding region runs from base 165 to 1865 and encodes 566 amino acids.
CCCUUCUAUCUCUCCCCCCGCAACCCACACUCACUUUCCAUUUUCCCACUGUUUCUUCUCUAAAUUUCUCCUCAUAUCAGGUAGUAAAGUGAGAGAGAGGGGAGCAAUGUUAAUGAUUGAUUGAUUUUUCUUUUGUUUUUCUUCAACGAGGAAUUAAAACGAUCAUGGCUGUUUCUCCAUGUUUGGGUGUUAAUGCUCAGAAGAAACACUGGUGGGUUCGCAAUAGAAAGGUUGUAGAAAAGUAUGUAAAGGAUGCAAGGAACCUUUUCGCGACGCAUGAACAAAACGAGAUCGUUUCCGCUAUCAAUCUUCUCGACGCAGCCUUGGCUCUCUCGCCGCGUUUAGAGACCGCUCUGGAACUCAAAGCCAGGUCUUUGCUGUACCUGAGGCGUUUCAAGGACGUUGCUGACAUGCUUCAAGACUACAUUCCAAGUCUCAAGAUGUCCACCGACGACUCGGGCUCCGUUUCCUCGGAUAACUCGUCGCAAACGCUCUCGAGGGAGCGAGUCAAGCUUCUCCCUUCUAAUAACUCGUCCUCCGACUCAGCUGGUCGUGACCCGUCUUUCAAGUGUUUCUCUGUCUCGGACUUGAAGAAGAAAGUGAUGGCUGGGUUGAGUAAAAACUGCGACAAAGAAGGGCAAUGGAGGUACAUGGUUCUAGGCCAAGCAUGCUGCCACUUGGGACUAAUGGAAGACGCCAUGGCACUCCUCCAAACCGGUAAACGUCUAGCCUCCGCCGCAUUCCGCCGGGAAAGCAUCUGCUGGUCCGACGAUAGCUUCUCUCUCCCUACCACCAUUAAUAAUUCUGACAUCUCCUCCGCCACGACGCCUCCGUCUACACCCCGUCGCAAUCCUACGCCUCUCUCUGAAUUUGAAAACAUUUCCCAGCUUCUUUCAUGUAUCAAAUUCCUCAUCCGCCGUCGAACCGCUGCCAUCGCUGCCUUAGAUGCUGGCCUAUACUCUGAAGCCAUACGCCAUUUCUCCAAAAUUGUAGAGGGUCGCCGACCCGCUCCUCAGGGAUUCCUAGCAGAGUGUUAUAUGCAUCGAGCCUGUGCUUACAAUGCCUCGGGUCGAAUAGCAGAGGCAAUCGCUGACUGUAACAAAACGCUUGCUCUCGAUCCAUCUUGCAUCCAAGCGCUCGACACCAGGGCCUCGCUUUUCGAAACAAUACGAUGUUUACCUGAUUGUUUACACGACCUUGAACACUUGAAACUGCUUUACAAUUCCAUUUUGCGAGAUAGGAAACUUCCAGGUCCUGCCUGGAAGCGACACAAUGUUCGGUACAGGGAGAUUCCAGGGAAGCUUUGCGCAUUAACGGCUAGAAUCCAACGAUUGAAACUGAGGGUUGCUUCGGGUGAGACUGCAAAUGUUGAUUAUUAUGCAUUGAUUGGUUUGAGACGUGGGUGCUCAAGGUCUGAGCUUGAGAGAGCACAUUUGCUGCUGUGUUUAAGGCACAAACCGGAUAAAGCUACCAACUUUAUCGAUCGAUGUGAGUUCGCUGACGAGCUAGAUGUCGACUCUGUUAAAGACAGAGCCAAAAUGUCGGCUUUGCUUCUUUACAGAUUGCUUCAAAAAGGGCAUUCCAGCGUGAUGUCUACAAUCAUGGAUGAAGAAGCAGCUAUCAAAAGGAACAAAGCUUCUGGUGCUUUACAACAAGCAAAGCAUGCAACAGUUCAAGUGCCGCAAACGCAAAAUUCAAACUCUAAAAUAGAACCCAAAGCUGAUCUCGCGUCUUCAACAAAUUCAUCAGAUGCAAAUGCGUUUCAAGGAGUAUUUUGCAGGGAUAUUGCUGCAGUUGGGAAUUUGCUAUCACAAGUAGGGUUUAAUCGUCAACUUCCAAUGAAGUAUGAAGCUCUGAGCUGCUGAUUGUUUCUUAGAAGUCGACUCUACUGUCAUAUAAAAGAUCAAAAAUUUGCUGGAGAUGUUUACCGGCAGAUGAAUCUCUUUACAAAUUUACCAGUUUGUACAAAACAAAAGAGUAAAAUUUUAACCCUGCCCGAAAAUUUUGUCGUCACCUUUCUUCUUUUACGUUUUUAUCUACCACAUGUACAUAAAUUUUCAUAAUUGAAUUUCUACUUUUGGU